Cercocebus atys (sooty mangabey) is the source of this 6675-nucleotide messenger RNA. It is a transcript of the gene GBE1, whose product is annotated as glucan (1,4-alpha-), branching enzyme 1. The record is from RefSeq and is a predicted model, not a curated record. Lineage: Eukaryota; Metazoa; Chordata; Mammalia; Primates; Cercopithecidae. Gene Ontology annotation, cellular component: cytoplasm. The transcript is spliced from 16 exons. Gene Ontology annotation, molecular function: 1,4-alpha-glucan branching enzyme activity; hydrolase activity, hydrolyzing O-glycosyl compounds; cation binding. Gene Ontology annotation, biological process: glycogen biosynthetic process. Bases 3911 to 5959 code for a protein of 682 amino acids.
AAUGAAAUUGGCCUUCAGUUUAUUCCAAUAUUAAUAUUUUCUUUGAUGUUUAUCAAGGUUCAUUAUCCUAUAAAUGUAUCAAAAAUCAUAGCAUGCCACUUUCCAGAUAGAAAUUGAUUAGUUGUUGAGAGAUGGAAGUUGUUUGUACGUUUAUUUGGCAAAAUUUAGAAAAUUUAUGAAUAAUACAGCUAAAAAUUUAUCCACCUUUAAACAGAAAGGUAAAGUGGAGUAAUUUUUCCACUAUAACCUAAUGUAUUCAAAGUAUCAGUUCAACAUGUAAGUUAAAAGAUUACCGAUGAGAUAUUUUACCUGUCGUUUGUGCUAAGUUUUUGAGGAAAUAUUUAUUCUACAAUUGUAACUCAUUAUAAUGAAUUUGAAGCACUGAACAUCCAAAAGUGAUCUCUACCAAUUGUACUGAUAAUUAUUAUUAUCAUCAUCACCAUCAUUACAAUAAUCAUUAUUACAAUUUCUGGAUACAUCGUUUUAUGUGCCUUAGGGUCAGAGUCUGCCUUUCUAAGAAGCUUCCAGGUGAUGCUGGCGCUGCCGUUUCCCAGAGGAUACUUUCAGUAGCAGGUGGUCCCAUACCUCGCUUCAAAAUGGAGUUAGCAAAGGGCUAAAUUUUAUUCUGUAAAUAUGUAAGCUAUAAGUAUGUAUUUCAAAUUUUUAAAAAUAAGUAAUACAUGUAUAUACUGAUGAGGUUAACCAAGUUACUUAAUGUUUUGGUGGUCACAGUAAGUUUUCCAACUCUUAUUGUAGGUAAAAAGGGUUUUAUUGUUAGUAUUAUCAAAGUUGCUUUUUCUUACAUCUGUUCUAUGAGUUUUGCUGUUGCAGAUUUGUAAGAAAUUUAUUCCUAACACCCUCUUUGGCACAGACACUUUUCUAUAUGAUAGCAGAACAAAUAUGAGUAAGAUAGCCUUCCUGCCUAACAGGAGCUCAGUUAGGCAAAUAAACACAGAGCAGAUAUUUCGUCACAAAAUUCAGUGUAGUACAGAUGAAAGCAUAUCUUCUUCUAUUAAGGAAGGAGAGAAUACAUAUAUGACAAAGAAGUUCUUUUGAAUUGCUUUAAGUUCUCAAAAUUAUUUCUCUAUUAAAAUUAGAACGAGUCUUUAAGAAUGUGGAAGUCUGUGAGUUUUGUAAUAGCUAAGACAUUAAUCUUCAUUAAAACAUUUAGUGAGGGUAUCAUUUGAACUUUUCUACAGCUUUGGUUACUUAAAGUGAAAGUUUACUUGCAAAAUUGGUUCAGUUGCAAAAUGUGCUUGUGUAAGAAUUGCCACAUUAUGUGAGCACUGAAGCCUCUAAAAUAGCUUGUAAAUCAUAUCUGAAAACACAGCAACAUGUUUCUUUAUAACAGAUAAACCCAUUUUGGAAGGGAUAGUGGACUGUUUUUAAUGGGAGUGAGGAAUUCCUGAGUAAGCUAAGUGGCUGCAUUCCUGAGUGAGUCAGGGGGACAUUAUGAGUGUUGUCUGGAGAGGAGGUUUCCAGAAAGCAAGUGAGUACUGAAUGCUCAUGCUCCUCCUGAUCCCAUGUUAAGUGUCCUGCCCAGACCAAUGUUAUCCGAUAGAAAUGUAAUGUAAAUCACACAGGUAAUUUAAGCUUUUCUAGUAGCCCCAUUAAAAAAGGUAGAAAUAAACUAAUUUUUACACUAUUCAACUUAAUGUAUGCAAAGUAUCAUUUCGACAUGUAACUUAAAAGAUUACUGAUGAGAUAUUUUACCUGUCAUUUGUACUAAGUCUUUGAAAUCUGAUGUGUAUUUUACAAUUAUAGCACAUCUCAGUUAGGACUAGCCAUAUUUCAAGUGCUUAAUAACAAUGUUUGGCUGGUGGCUACCAUAUUAGACAGUGCAGGUGGGUAUUUGAAAUAAAAACUUUUGGAAAAAGAGUUGGUAUCACUCCACAAAGAGAUUCAAGGGAAGAUUAAGGAGGGAGAAUGGUUCUGUCAGCCCUGUGUUCAUAACAGAGGUAAUCAGACCCAAAGAGAUUCUGACUUAGCCUAAGAUAGGGACACAGCAAUGAUUGACUAGUGGCUUUUUUAUGUUUGAAGGUAAAUAAAUAGAUGAUAUGUUAAGUGUAAACAUGGAGAUAUGCUGCAUACUUAACUGUGGCUAAGUAGGUGGUCAUGUUUGCCCUAAGUUAUUUGGCAUGGCUAGUCCAUAUUGACCUUUUCUUUGAGGUAAUUCUUAUUUAUAUCAUUUUCUAAUGCUAAAUGUAUCAUGUCCAUCCUUUAAAGCAAAAACACAAACAACACAAAACAAAAACAUGGGCCAAAGUAAAUCUGGUCUUUCUUGAUAAAAUGACUGAGAUCAGGUGACUGCUGUCUGCUUUAAUAGCCCUAGACCUUUCUGGACAUUCCAACUUCACUUGGAUUCAGCCCAAAUUAACAGCUGUUCCUCACUUCGUUGUCCCAAGAAUCUUGCUAAAGUGAGGUGACUCAUUGUGACUUGCAUUAUUUUUGAGUUGGACUUUGCCUGUAAGAGAGGGAGGCUGGAAAGAUUGAUUCUCUGUUAAACUGAAAACUAGUGAUAAUAUUGUGGGGGGCGUGUGUGUGUUCAUGAUUAUGUGUGUGCCUUGUGUCUUUUUAUAUUCUUUUCUUCAUGACUUGCUUUUCUUGUUUUCGCUAGGUGAUAGUUUCUUCAGUGUUUAUACUUUUUAAUUAUAUUUGCUUAUCUCAUUUUAAAUACUUAAUAGUUAACCUCGUACUCAUUGUAAACACAUUGCCGUUUUUAAAAGUAUUUGCCUUCGUGAGCAAUCAGUCACAUGCUUCCAGUGGAAUGUUGCUUUCCUGCUCUCAGCCACGUUGUGUUUUCCACACUACGCUGUUUAGUACGUGCUGACUCACUGAGCAUCUCUGGGAUGCUGGCUGUGUGUUUUGAAUUUAAGAAGAGAAGAAUGUAGUUAGGGAACACAUUAUUGUCUUUUGAUGUUUUCUAUAGAAUUUAGAAUAGAGGUUUGCACUCAGGGGUGUUUUGCAAAUAUAUAUUGACUAGGGGUCUGGUCUAGCUUGUUCUGUAAUAUUAGGAAUCUGGAAAUAUUUAUUACUGUAGUUGUUAGAGGGUCCCUAGAAACGGUUGGGAGUAAUUCUUUUAUCAUGUAGUGGCCUGUGGUGGGCAAAACCUGUCUCACAUACAGCUUAACCUUUCUCGUGUCUAAUACUGCUCGUGAAGAAGAUUGUAAUUUGUGCAUUGUGCUUUUAUCAGGUUGCUGUUCCCAAUGCAGUUAGUGUAAUUUUUCAUUUCCUAACAGUCCUCGGGCAAUUCUGUUUAACAUGCUUUCUAUUUCAGAACAUUCUCCUGUUUAAAAAACUUCUUUUGCCUCAGGCCCAACAUGCUUUUCCAGCCAGGCCAGUAGUAAUUUCUAUCCUUCCUGGCUUCAUUCACCUUCACUGUUAAAAUUCGACGUGAAUUUCCUAAGAGGGUUUCCUUUUUGUGUUUAUGGCAUAGCAAAUGAUGAGGUGCCUAUGCCGCCUUUGAUAUUAUUUGGUUCACAAAAAUAUUAUUUCAUUUUUAUUACUAAGGGGAAGACAUGCCCAGUUUUCAUAUUUAUUUCAAAUCUAUUUCAAUUUAUGUCCUAAACCAUCCUUUUUUUUAAUGAAUAGAAUUUUAAUUGUCCACCUGAACUUUUAAAAUUGUUCAUAGCAUUUUCCUGAACAACAGUAUUCACACUAGAAUAAGAGACAGAUUUGCUGAUUUUUUAAAAAAAAUUCCAGUUCAUUUAAUAGGUAGCAAAUUCUCUUUUGAAAGUCAUAUUUUAAAAGUGAAUGAAACAGGUUAUCUGCCUUUCUAUCCCAAAUGGAUGUGAAUUAGUUAUGAUUUUUGGGUUGAGAGGAGACAGCAUUCUAAGUAGAGGCUCUUGAAGCUACUCUUUGGGUCUGAAGUUGGUUUUAAUGACAUCAUCUAGAAGGAUUUAGAUUCUUGAUGGGGGGAAGUCUGGCAAACGAAAACAUACAAGAGAAAGCCUUUGCUGUCUUAUUUUUAAGGCACUACUGGUUUAUAUUGAGGUAUAAACAGUUUAGCCAAAUUUUGAACAACAUUGGAGAAAACGAAGGUGGUAUUGAUAAGUUUUCCAGAGGCUAUGAAUCAUUUGGCGUCCACAGAUGUGCUGAUGGUGGUUUAUACUGCAAAGAAUGGGCCCCGGGAGCAGAAGGAGUUUUUCUUACUGGAGAUUUUAAUGGUUGGAAUCCAUUUUCAUACCCAUAUAAAAAACUGGAUUAUGGAAAAUGGGAGCUGUAUAUUCCACCAAAGCAGAAUAAAUCUGUACUCGUGCCUCAUGGAUCCAAAUUAAAGGUAGUUAUUACUAGUAAAAGCGGAGAGAUCUUGUAUCGUAUUUCACCGUGGGCGAAGUAUGUGGUUCGUGAAGGUGCUAAUGUGAACUAUGAUUGGCUACACUGGGAUCCAGAACACUCAUAUGAAUUUAAGCAUUCCAGACCAAAGAAGCCACGAAGUCUAAGAAUUUAUGAAUCUCACGUGGGAAUUUCCUCCCAUGAAGGAAAAGUAGCUUCUUAUAAACAUUUUACGUGCAAUGUGCUACCAAGAAUCAAAGACCUUGGAUACAACUGCAUUCAGUUGAUGGCAAUCAUGGAGCAUGCUUACUAUGCCAGCUUUGGUUACCAAAUCACGAGCUUCUUUGCAGCUUCAAGCCGUUAUGGAACACCUGAAGAGCUAAAAGAACUGGUAGACACAGCUCAUUCCAUGGGUAUCAUAGUCCUCUUAGAUGUGGUACACAGCCAUGCUUCAAAAAAUUCAGCAGAUGGAUUGAAUAUGUUUGAUGGGACGGAUUCCUGUUAUUUUCAUUCUGGACCUAGAGGGACUCAUGAUCUUUGGGAUAGCAGAUUGUUUGCCUACUCCAGCUGGGAAGUUUUAAGAUUCCUUCUGUCAAACAUAAGAUGGUGGUUGGAAGAAUAUCACUUUGAUGGAUUUCGUUUUGAUGGUGUUACAUCCAUGCUUUAUCAUCACCAUGGAAUGGGUCAAGGUUUCUCAGGUGAUUACAGUGAAUAUUUCGGACUACAAGUAGAUGAAGAUGCCUUGACUUACCUCAUGUUGGCAAAUCAUUUGGUUCACACACUGUAUCCAGAUUCUAUAACAAUAGCUGAGGAUGUAUCAGGAAUGCCAGCUCUGUGCUCUCCAAUUUCCCAGGGAGGGGGUGGUUUCGACUAUCGACUAGCCAUGGCAAUUCCAGAUAAGUGGAUUCAGCUACUUAAAGAGUUUAAAGAUGAAGACUGGAAUAUGGGUGACAUAGUAUACACUCUCACAAACAGGCGCUACCUUGAAAAGUGCAUUGCUUAUGCGGAGAGCCAUGAUCAGGCACUGGUUGGGGAUAAGACAGUGGCAUUUUGGUUGAUGGAUGCGGAAAUGUAUACAAACAUGAGUGUCCUGAGUCCUUUUACUCCCGUUAUUGAUCGUGGAAUACAGCUUCAUAAAAUGAUUCGACUCAUUACUCAUGGGCUUGGUGGAGAAGGCUAUCUCAAUUUCAUGGGUAAUGAAUUUGGGCAUCCUGAAUGGUUAGACUUCCCAAGAAAAGGAAAUAAUGAGAGUUACCAUUAUGCCAGACGGCAGUUUCAUUUAACUGAUGAUGACCUUCUUCGCUACAAGUUCCUAAACAAUUUUGACAGGGAUAUGAAUAGAUUGGAAGAAAGAUGUGGUUGGCUUUCAGCUCCACAGGCCUAUGUGAGUGAAAAACAUGAAGGCAAUAAGAUCAUUGCUUUUGAAAGAGCAGGUCUUCUUUUCAUUUUCAACUUCCAUCCAAGCAAGAGCUACACUGACUACCGAGUUGGAACAGCAUUGCCAGGGAAAUUCAAAAUUGUGCUAGAUUCAGAUGCAGCGGAAUAUGGAGGGCAUCAGAGACUGGACCACAGCACUGACUUUUUUUCUGAGGCUUUUGAACAUAAUGGGCGUCCCUAUUCUCUUUUGGUGUACAUUCCAAGCAGAGUGGCGCUCAUCCUUCAGAACGUGGAUCUGCCGAAUUGAAGAGGCCUGAUUUCAGCUCCACCAGAUGCAGAUUGGUGUUUUGUUUUCUUGUUAUCACUGUCACACAGCUUAUAACAUGUAUGCUUUUCAGAAUACAGUUGUCUAGCCAAACCGUCAGGUAUCCAAAGUUCAAUAUUGGUUUAUGCAAAUACAGCAAACUUUUCUUUAAGUAGAUGGGAGAAUAUGUUUAAAAUAUUAGGAAUCCUAGACCAUAUUUUCAAGUCAUCUUAGCAGCUAGGAUUCUCAAAUGGAAGUGUUAUAUAUAAUAUGUUAAAAACAUUUUGCUUUCCUGGCUAAUUAUUUGAUCCUUUUAAAUUCUAAUUUGAAUCAUUUGUCAUGUAUGAUUAUUUCUGUUAAAUGUACACAGUAUUUAAGAUGGAUAUUUGGUGUCUGUAUUUGUUCUGAUAUCUUUUGGUCUAAAUUAUGAGGUACCAAGAUUGUUUCUUUGUUUUUUUUUUUUCAAAUUGUGUUUAGAAAUUCUGUAAUAAAUACGCAAUAGUGAUACAAAAUAAAGAAUUAUAUCCAAGAUAAUAUAAAAGCCAUUAUGUAUGAACUCAUCCAUGUCUCGUUUUGUGUAAGUUUUAUUUUGUGAUCUCUUGUCCACUAAGUAUCUUGUUAAAUGCCAUUACCUCAGUCUUUCUGAAGCCCUGAAAUGGUAAUUGUAGCAUUUCAGAAAAUGUCUUUCAUUUCAAUCAAUAAAAAGCUUUUGUAAAAUU